AUGGCUUCUAGUUACCAUUUGAUUGUUAAAAAGUCUCUUGAUGAAAAUAGAAUUGCUUAUUCAUUACCUGAACACAUUCAACGUGGAUGGCAUCGAAUCUACACGUCCGAAGAACAACAGUUCAAUGCACAAACAUAUAUCAUUGGUCUCGAUGUUCAAAUUCCAAAUUCAGUUGUGCGGCAACGUCUAGGUACCAGAAAACUUUCAAUGAAAAAAAAUGCUGCAAUUCUAUCGAAAGCAUUUGAAUUGCCCGAUGAAUUAUUUAUGAAUUUAUCUAAUGAACAUAAAGUAUCUGAAAUAAUAGAAGACGAAGAAAAACUUAGUUUCGAAUGGAGUGAUGACGAUAAUUAUUAUGGAGCAAAACAUAAAAAGCCAAAAAAGAAUUAUCAAUAUGAUUCUGGCAAUAGGGAACCAUUAUCAUUGAAUGACUUGAUUGAAGAAAUUCAUACAAAUGGUGGAAAAAAUUUAAAGCAUGAUGAUUCAAAAUUAAUUAGAAAUUUAAUGCAAAUAAUUAGUCGACAGAAGAGCAAUCGAAUCUUUAAUAUCUAUGAUGAAUUAAUCAAUGCUCAAUUGAUCAGUAAAAACAUCGGUGUUCCUAAACUUGUUCAGGCUUUACAAGAUAUUCAAAAAGUAUUUGAACAAGUCGCUAUGAAAACCAAUGUAACUUCGAUUCAAACGAUUAUUAAUGUGUUACUUGAAAACGAUAGCACAUAUCGUUUAGCAAAUGACUUACGGAAAUCAUUUAAUGAAAACAUGGAACAACACAGACAACAACAAAUAUUGAAAUUUGAAGAUAAGUCCGCUGCAUCUGACGUGACUAUGUUAACUCGCGAUCUUAAAUUAAUUCUAAAUAUCGAUGGAGAUACAAUAAAUCAUGAUCGUGAUAAACAAAUAAAAUUUAUCACCGAACAAUUGAAUAUAAUUUUUCAACGUGCACAUCUCGAUGGAAUCAGAGCAGUUUUUGAUGCUCUGAAAUCAUCGAUGGGUGUCUCAUUAAAUGAUUUUAUUGAUAGAAUGGAAAAUAGUCUGACAACUAAAUUAACUGAACACGAUAGUAUUUUUAUUGAAUCAUAUAUUCAUGAUUAUUUCACAUCCUUAAGCAAUAAUGAAUUGAAAUUAGCCUAUGAACGUUUAGUACAACAAGGUACUCUUAAGCGCGUUGCGAUAACUGGUGAAAUGAAUCAAACGAUAACGAUGAGUUUAAUGAAAAAGAUUGAUACGAAUGGAUUAGGUGCCGUAAUUGAAGAUAUUGAAAAUGCUCAACUAGAUAAUAACUCGAUAAACGAACUUACACAAGCAUUGACCAAUAUCUAUCAUCAUAUUCAAACACAACCUUCGAUUUCACUUGAGCAAAUUGAAAAUAAAUUAGGUAUGGCAUAUUUUAUUGAAACACAUAAUCUUAACAAAGCUGAUAUUUAUAAAUUAUCCAAAGCAGCUGAUUUAUAUUCUAUUGUUCGCGUUAAUCUUCCUGUGGAAGCUACGAACGAUGAAUGUUCAGCAUUUCUUGACAAUUUGAAAGCUCCAUUGAUACGUCGAUGUAUUCAACGAAUUUUAACUCUAACCAAUCAAGAUAAGACUAUCGAUUUGGAUAAAGUAUCUAGUAAAUUUUAUAAUGAACGUAUUAUUGAUCUACUUAAUGACUUAAUUCAUGGAUCCGAUGAAUUAAAUCGAAAUCUAAUUCUUUAUCAAAUUAAAAAGGAAUUAAAGAAAAAUAAAGAAUUACCCGACAAACUCUAUCGACAAAUGUUAAAAGAAAAAUUAAUUCCUAUUGAGACUAAAACUAAAAUAGACACAGAUAAGAAAAAAAUCUCAAUAAUUAUUCAUGAAACAAAUCAAAUUUUCAACAAUAUAGACGAUCGAUUGAAACAAGAACAGUUCGUUGAUUUUUUUGAUCAACUUGAUAUAACUCUUCCUGAGCGUGUCAAGCAUUGGUAUAAGACCAGGGAAAGUGGCCAAAAAUUACAAUCAUCUGUCUCUAAGAAAUUAAAUCGAUCUCUCUCCACGCGACAUCCUGUGAAUAAAUCCAUCAGUAAACCGACAAAAACGGUAACUUCAUCAAAACACGACAGUAAAAAAAAUAGAUCCGUGCUAAAAUUUGCACCAAACAUUACAACCAAAGUUUUCAAUAGUACGCAAAAAACUAGUAAUAAUGCUGAUAAAAAUGAAAAAGAGAAGUUGCAAUCCGUAUCACAAGCGUCAUUACCACUGAAAACAGAAGCACAACAAGAAAAUCCUACAGUCAUCACCCAGGAUCAACCAGUUCAAAUAUCUACAACAACAAGUAUGGCUCAUGUUUCCAGCAAACCAAGUCAAGCAUCAAUCACAUCAUUGCCAAGCGCAAAAGAAAUAAUCGAUCCCAUAGAUCCUCUUGGAUUGAAAAACGAAAUUGACAAUCAACGAAUUUCUGAUCGUCAAACAUUAAAUACAAAAAUUGACUUUGAAGAAGAAUUUAAAUCCUCACAGAAUAUAUCAAUAAGUACAGAAAUAUUUCAAGCUGAUCUUGAAAUUAUUCAACCUGAAACCACUUCAAGUGGCAACAUGAAUGAAAGCAAAACGAUGAACUUUGAAUUUAAUCCAGAUGUAGCUCCUCUUGUGUAUCUUACACCUGUAAAAAAUGAUUCAAAACAAGAAAUUAAUAUUGCAGUAGCUGAAAAAGUGGCUCAGUCUAUCAGUGAUGCAGAAUAUAUACGAAUAAAAGCACAAAGAUUAUUAGCUAAAACAAUGCCAUCAAAUAUUGUUCGUCAGCUGAUUGAAGAAGAACCAGCCAUUGCAAGAAUUUCGUCAUCAUCAAAUCUUAGAACCAGUAAUGAAGAAACUAUGUUCCUUGUUGCUGAAAAUCGAAAAUUCUCAGAUCCAUCAGCUGAACCAACCAAUGAAUCUUCAAUAUCUACAACUGCACUACCAUUGGAUAAUAUCAAAGUAUCUCCUAAACAUCUUCGUCGUAAUCUUCCUAAAUCGAUAAAAAAUACGGCAGAUAUGUAUAUGAAUUCUUUAACAAAAGCUUUACGCGAUCUAUUCGCUCGUUCCGAAUAUGACAAUACUAAAUUAAAAAAGAUUCAUGGCGAACUUAUAGCAUCAGGUCAUAUUUCACCAUUGAAUGAAUUUUAUCGUUCACCAAAUGAAGCCUUACGUGUAACACUUGACCACUGUGUCACGUACGCAGAUUUAAUCAAAUGGACUCUAUCAUUGUUACAAACAAAUAAUAAACCAAAUCUACUUGAUUUCGGUCGUGAUCUUUAUUUGAUCGCAAUUGAUUUAGAUUUCUUAUUAAUAGAACGUAUUGAUGAUAAACGAUGUGCAAUUGAAAUACAAGAAAAUCUCAAGCAUGAAUUACAAACGAUUACUGAAACUGAUCUACGAGAAAUUAAUUCUUAUUUAAAUGCUUCUCAAUUGGAAAAGUUAGUUCAUAGCUCAAAAAAACUUAAUGUUGCUUCUAAAGAUCGUAUGAUAUCGGAUCUUAAUCUAUUGCUUCUUCAUCUUAUUCAAAUUUGUCACACAUUCGAACGGAAAUAUCGCCCGAUGCAGACACGUAUUCGAGAAAUAGGCGCAAGAUUCAAAUCUCGAGCUAUUACUGAUCUCGUACACAAAUUAGACGAGAUUGAAAAACGUUUAGCAAAAACGUUUUCAAUCACAUUAUUUGGUCUUAGUAAACGUAUGAAUGAAUCUCGCGUCUUAUUAAUCAAAUAA
Molecule: messenger RNA, 3687 nt
Organism: Rotaria socialis
Lineage: Eukaryota; Metazoa; Rotifera; Eurotatoria; Philodinida; Philodinidae
Source: the annotation of a GenBank genome assembly